CAUGCCUAAUUCUAAUUAACAAGAAGAGGCACUGUAAUUCUAAUUAGCUGCAUGAAACUAAAGAAAAAUUUUGCAUAAUUUUUGAUAAAGCGAGCUUUUGAUAACUAAAAGGCAUUUUAAUAUGUUAAUUACACUAAAUUAGGUUAGAAUGUUGAAAUGUGAAAAAAUCAACGGCUCCAAAAGUUUCUACUCGUUUUUUAAUAUUUACAAACGCAUUUAGUUUCAAGUGUUGAAUGAUAUAAUUGAUAAUUGGCGAUGUUUGCUUCAUUAAAGAACAAAAUUAAGGAAGAAACCGGCUCCGAUGUAAUCAGUACAACGAGCAGUGGUGGGGCCAAUAAUUUUACACCAACACCUCCACAUCCGCCACAUCAUCGAUUAGUGAAUCAUAGCAAUAAUAGCAAUAACAAUAAUCGUGACCAUAAUCGUCGUUUCCCUUCUACAAUCAGUGUAAAUUCCAAUGAUGACCAGCAGAAUGAUCAGCUUUCCUUGUUACGUGUCCAAUGUCAAGAUUUGCAAAAUCGUUUGCAUUCAUUGCAAGACGAAAAAUCACGUAUAGAGAAAACAAACGAGAUUCUUCUGGAGUCCGUAAAAGUAGCUCAAACGCAGAAAGAUCUAUAUUGUGAGGAGCAAGAAAAAAUUCAAAAUAUACAACAAAACGAAAUAGAAAAACUGAGAAGCUUGUUAGCAUUUCGUGAGCAAGAAGCUGUAGACCGUUUAUCAGGGCUAAGGCAAAGUCAGCAACAAGUCGAAAAUUUAACCUCCGAAUUGGAAAGACUUAAACAUCUAGAACUAGAAGUGGAAGACUUAAAGGAUGAACUUGAGCAUUUUCGGCAUGCCUCGCAACUUGAUAAAAAUAACCUCACUACAACAAUGGCUGCAAUGAAAGAAGAAAAUGAGCAUUUAAAAAUGAGAUUGCAAAUAGUGCAACAAUCCCGAGUGGAUUCCUUAAAUGCUCUCAGUACUGACGAGAAGCUCUUGGCGUUAGUACAAGAACGUAAAUUAUUGGAACAACAUUUGGAAGAGGCCCAUUUGCAAUUAUCCGAUAUUAAGAGCUCGUGGAGUGGUCAAAACUUAGCCUUAGAAACCCAAGUUAGCCGCCUAUCUAAGCAGGUGGCGGAAGAAACCACAGAAAAACGAAAAAUCCAAAAAAUCCGCGAUGACCUGGCAGAACGAGUAAAACAGUUGGAAUUCGACCUGAUAAACAUGAAAGAUGAAGUGCAGCAAAGAGAUGUUAAGAUAAAAUUAUUGGAAGAAGAGAUUGAUGAAUUAAAUUCAACUUUAAAAGAAUGCCGCGAAGAGAAUGAACAACAGAUACUCUUUGAGCGAAAUAAAUCCGAAAAUUUACAAAAGGAAAAUUUGGAAUUGAAAUGCAAAUUAGAAAGUAACGAGAACCGUUUCAAUGAUUUUGCCGCCGAUUCAUCUAAUGCCGCACAGAGUUUACGUCAACAAGUCGAUGAGCUGCAAAGUUCGCUGAAUCAAGAGAAAGAUGAAAAGCUGACUGCUUUACUGAAAAAUGCUGAAAUAUCUCAGAAUUUAGAUAUACUGCGAAAAGAGUUGAAAAGCGAGCAAGACGAGACCAACGAGUUGCAAGAGAAAAACAAACAACUUGAAUCCGAGCUUAAGACAAUAAAUGUGGAAAAGCAAACAAACAAAGAAAACCUGGAAGAAUUGCAAACGAUUAUGCAUAAAAAUGAAAAUAAACUCCGAGAAAUUGACGAUCUUCAAAGGGAGAUAGUUGAAAAAAAUAAGACUAUAAAAAUCCUAAACCAACGCUUGUUAGACUUAAAAAAGACUUUACAAAAAGAAUUCUGUAGCGUGAAAACUUCUGAAGGCAAUUGCAGUUGCGGGGAUCGAAUGCAUGCCGAUAAUGGUGUAGUAAUGGAUGAAGUGAAUUUCAAAUACUUGAAGCAUGUCAUCGUUAAAUUCCUGACUAGUCGUGAGGUGGAAGCUCGCCAUUUGUUACGUGCCGUAGCCACUCUAUUGAAAUUAACGAAAGAAGAAGAGAAACUAUUGCAUGACACUUUGACUUGGAAAAUGAGUUGGUUUGGCUCGAAACCUGAUCACGGCAGUGGUCAACAUGCCUUUUCCAUACCACCCAGUUAGUAAAGUUUGUCUUUCUUUGUUUAUUCAUUUAUUUUCUUAGGUAUAAAAUCGAAAUUUGUGCAAUUUGAGUCUUAAUUCGAAUACAUUAAGUAGCCCUUUUUUACGAAGUAUUAUUAUAAAAAAAAAAAAUGCUAUUAUUUUUU
Messenger RNA from Glossina fuscipes, 2246 nucleotides. RefSeq names its product golgin subfamily A member 1 (gene Golgin97). Lineage: Eukaryota; Metazoa; Arthropoda; Insecta; Diptera; Glossinidae. The record is from RefSeq and is a predicted model, not a curated record. The transcript is spliced from 7 exons. The coding region runs from base 256 to 2103 and encodes 615 amino acids. Gene Ontology annotation, cellular component: Golgi apparatus.